UUCGACCUGCAAUAUACGAUAAUGUUGUUGUAUAUUGGAGUAUUUCUACCCAUUAUUCUCUCCUUCAUAUUCUACCAGAUAAGUAGGAGACACAAGAGAAAUAUACCCUUUGCAGUUUUAAAAUUACCAAUCAUUGGUAUGCUACAUUAUCUUCUCCUAAAUUUGUCCAACAUUCACGAUUACGCAAUCUUUGUUUUGAAACAUUAUGGAGGAACUCUGAUGUUCGAAGGACCUUGGUUCACAAACAUGAACUUUAUUCUCACAGCCGAUCCCACGAACGUGCACCACAUCACCACCAAGAACUUUAGCAACUACGGGAAAGGGUCCAAUUUCAGUGAAAUAUUUGACGUUUUUGGAGGUGGGAUUAUUAAUUCUGAUAAUCUCCAUGCAUGGAAAAAAGAAAGGUCAGUACUUCAUUCACUGUUUCAAAGGCAAAGCCUUAAGAUCUUCCUUCGAAAAGCCAUUCAGAAGAAGCUAGAGAAUGACCUAGUUCCAUUUCUUGAUGAUACAUCCGAGGUUGGAGCUGAGGUAGACUUACAAUUUGCCCUUCGGAGGUUCACAUUCGACAUUGCCUGCUCUUGUUUUCUUGGUUAUGAUCCUCACUCUCUUCCAAACAAGAAUACUAAGCUUUCUCAACCUACUUAUCAGAGAGCUUUAGUUGUGAUCGAGGAGUCAUUAUUUCACAGGCACAUCACACCGAGAUGUUUGUGGAAGUUGCAGGAGUGGCUCCAGAUUGGACAAGAGAAGAAGUUCAAGGAGGCCAGAGAAAUUUUUGAUAAAUUCUUGUAUGAAUGCGUUGCAGCCAAGCGUGAAGAGAAAAAUAGAUGCAAUAGCACCAAAGAAGUAGAUGAUACUGAUCAUGACUUGCUGGGAGUGCUAAUGGAAGAAGGAGAUCAAAAGGGGAGAAUAAUGGAUGACAAGUAUCUUAGAGACACUGCAUUUACCUUUGUCUCUGCUGGAAGUGGCACAAUCAGUGCAAGUCUCAGUUGGUUCUUUUGGCUGGUUUCAACUCAUCCACAUGUGGAAGCUAAAAUCCUUCAAGAGAUCAAAGAAAAUUGCAUAAACCAAGAUGGAACUUGGAUUGCUUCUGGUGUUGAAGAGUUUGGUAAGUUAGCUUAUCUCCAUGGAGCUAUAUGUGAAGCACUGAGGCUUUUUCCUACUGUGCCCUAUGAUCACAAGUGUGCAAUAAAAUCUGAUAGACUUCCUAGUGGACACCAU
Messenger RNA from Vigna umbellata (rice bean), 1218 nucleotides. NCBI's taxonomy places the organism in Eukaryota, Viridiplantae, Streptophyta, Magnoliopsida, Fabales, Fabaceae. The record is from RefSeq and is a predicted model, not a curated record.